Micropterus dolomieu (smallmouth bass) is the source of this 1609-nucleotide messenger RNA. RefSeq names its product flocculation protein FLO11-like. NCBI's taxonomy places the organism in Eukaryota, Metazoa, Chordata, Actinopteri, Centrarchiformes, Centrarchidae. Bases 68 to 1609 code for a protein of 513 amino acids. The transcript has 11 exons. The record is from RefSeq and is a predicted model, not a curated record.
UCUUCAAAGCACAUUUACAAGUGACUUGAACAAUGCAUCAUCUGCAGCAUUUAGAGAUCGAGUUUCAAUGAUAAAGUCACAGCUUGAACCUGUGUUCCUAAAGGCAUUCCCUUCCUCCUUCUUGUCCUUGGACGUGGUGUCAUUCAGAAGUGGAUCAGUCAUCAAUGACAUGAACCUUCUCUUUGCAAGCACAUCUGUUCCUAAUAAUACUGAGAUUAGGAGGGUUUUGAUCAAUGAUAGUUUAAACGUCACUGGCUUCGACAUUGAAAGGAGCUCAAUCAAAGUGAAUGGCACAACUGCUCAAACAACCGAAGCAACAACGACCCCUGCCCUGACAACGACAGUUACAUCAACGACACCUGCUCCACCAACAACUGCUGCACCAAACACGACUUUGGCCACUCCACCUAUUUACCUUAUCUCAAUCAUUUUGGAAAUUUCUUUUUCAAUUGACCUCACUAACCCCAACAGCAGUCCAUUCAAAGAUCUUGAGCAACGAGUUGUAGCUACGUGUGAGUUCAUAUACAGACCAAGAUUUGUUCAGUUUGACCACUGUAUUGUGACACUGUUCAGGAGUGUUCCAAUUCGAGCCGAUGUAACUGAAGCAGAGUUGCAGGUUGUGUUCAAUCAGACAACUCGCUUUGAAGAACUCCCACAGAACAGUGUCGUUGCUCAAACCUUAGUAGAAGCUCUUGAACCUGUGUUCCUAAAGGCAUUCCCUUCCUCCUUCUUGUCCUUGGACGUGGUGUCAUUCAGAAGUGGAUCAGUCAUCAAUGACAUGAACCUUCUCUUUGCAAGCACAUCUGUUCCUAAUAAUACUGAGAUUAGGAGGGUUUUGAUCAAUGAUAGUUUAAACGUCACUGGCUUCGACAUUGAAAGGAGCUCAAUCAAAGUGAAUGGCACAACUGCUCAAACAACCGAAGCAACAACGACCCCUGCCCUGACAACGACAGUUACAUCAACGACACCUGCUCCACCAACAACUGCUGCACCAAACACGACUUUGGCCACUCCACCUAUUUACCUUAUCUCAAUCAUUUUGGAAAUUUCUUUUUCAAUUGACCUCACUAACCCCAACAGCAGUCCAUUCAAAGAUCUUGAGCAACGAGUUGUAGCUACGUGUGAGUUCAUAUACAGACCAAGAUUUGUUCAGUUUGACCACUGUAUUGUGACACUGUUCAGGAGUGUUCCAAUUCGAGCCGAUGUAACUGAAGCAGAGUUGCAGGUUGUGUUCAAUCAGACAACUCGCUUUGAAGAACUCCCACAGAACAGUGUCGUUGCUCAAACCUUAGUAGAAGCUGUGAGUAAUACCAACAACAGCUUCAAUGUGACCAUAAAUCCCAACAAAGUCAUUCUAAUAGAAGGUCCAGUUCCAUCUACAACUACCACACCUGCAACUACCAUAUCUACUUCUACUGCACCUGCAACUACCACAUCUACUACUACAGCACCUGCAACUACCACAUCUACUACUACAGCACCUGCCACUACCACAUCUACAUCUACCACACCUACAACUGUAGCACUCAUUACAACAAGGCUUGAACCUGCGUUCCAAAGGGCAUUCCCUUCCUCCUUCAGUUCCUUGGACGUGGUGUCAUUCAGGUAA